This is a messenger RNA of Penicillium cosmopolitanum, 1425 nucleotides long. RefSeq lists its product as uncharacterized. NCBI's taxonomy places the organism in Eukaryota, Fungi, Ascomycota, Eurotiomycetes, Eurotiales, Aspergillaceae. The record is from RefSeq and is a predicted model, not a curated record. Bases 1 to 1425 code for a protein of 474 amino acids. The transcript is spliced from 2 exons.
AUGCCUUUCCCAGGAACCCCGUCUCCAUUUCGCCUGUCUCGCCGCCAACCAUCGACACGCAGAGGCGCCGGCCCUCAAUUCUCAAACUCCCCUCGAUUUCUCCUUUCUCAGUCAACACCGAAGAAGCAUAAUGACCUGGAGAUCGACGACGAGGGCGACAAUGAUGCGCCGGCUUCAACCGCCAGAGCUUCCCGAACCCCGGCUCCGUCGCGUAACUCUCUUCCCCAGCCACAUCGGCAGCGAGACGUGAUUGAAGACUCCGAUGAUGACGAGGCAUACACAGAGGAAGGAAUUCUCCGAUCUGAACGCGAUAGAGAAGAUGCGGUGGAUGAUGCUAUCAAUAGCACGCCCCCGGGUGAACCUGCUACACCUGGACCUCUUGACCUGGAAUUCGACGCAGUCUUUGCGCCAGAAAGGGAUGGCAAGAAACGACGACGACUGGAGACAAACGAAAGGCUUUCACUGGGUCAAAAAUUAGCACAGCAAGGUGCACUACCUCCGCUAUCGCCUGAAUCGCGGCCGCGACCUUCGAUUUCACUCGAUUCUCCUGCUCCCCAACCAACACCCAGUGCAAUGCCCCGAGAAAUCGCCUUACAAGGGACGCCCGCUCCCCGAACCAAAUUCAUUGGCCCAGGGAUAUCAACGCCAGGUACGAGCAACACGCCAUUUCGCAGCAAGCCCCGGUUUAUGCUCUCGACGAAGAAACCACCGAACACGCAGCCUACAUUCCGAGGCGAGACACCAUUCGCUUCUCAGCCGGGCUCGCCGCCAGAAAGACGUAGACCGACCUUCAUCCUUCCCCGCUCUCCAUCGCCUUCUGCAGCAGCGGAAUAUAUCCCGGCCCCAUUUUCUCCUUCCUCGCGCGCACUGCGUCGUCGCGGUCGACCUCGCGCGGGUGCCGAGACUUAUGCGCCGGGCGGGAUGGCCGCGGAAGUUCGCAGCUGGAUUCUAGAAAUGGGAUCCAAGCGUGAUGCAAUUUCGGCUCCAACCUUGCAACCAAGCCAGGCCCGUGACAUGAGGCGGUAUCUGCUGGCUGCCCGUGUUAUACAUGCGAACCAGACAGUUCUUAGUAGCUCCGGACCCUUGGCUUUUAUCCAAGCCGAGAAGAUAGUAGAUGGAUCCCAGUCGGAAAGAGAUGAACGAGAAAUUAUUCAUAUUAUGACAAUGGGACUACCGCGAUCUAAACCGCCGUCGCGUGGAAUUGAUCAGCGCGCUGAAACCGCUCAGGCUGUCAUACAGACGGGUGAUCUGCUGGGUAUACAUAAGGGCCUUGCUUGGAAUCUUGAACUUCAUGGGUUCCAGCAAUUGAGUUCUUUGCCGUAUCCCGUCGAAAUGCCUGGGUCACUUUCCUUGGAAAGUGGUGCAAGCAGUUCUUUUAAAAAGGAGUGGCUUAUUGCUAUGGAGUGGGAUAUUCUCGAGGCCUAA